CUGUUUCACUGAAGUUUUGAUACAGGUGGCGCCCCCACACUUAUUCUCUCUUUUUGAAGGAAAACUCAGACGUGAUAAGUCUGCAUUUUGUGUGCUGAUUGCGUUUCGUGUCGUCAAAGGACUUAAACAAUGCGUUACGUGGCUGCAUACCUACUCGCUGUGCUGGGAGGCAAGGAGAAUCCCACAUCCGGAGACAUUGAGAAGAUCCUCAGCUCGGUGGGCAUUGAGGUUGACGGUGAGCGCGUGAAGAAAGUCUGCGCUGAGCUCAAUGGAAAGAACAUUGAUGAGCUGAUUGAGAAGGGCCGUGAGAAGCUCUCCUCGAUGCCCGUGGGAGGUGGUGCUGCUGCUGCUGUUGCUGCUGCCCCAGCUGAAGCUCCUGCCGCCGCCAAGGAAGAGAAGAAGGAGGAGAAGAAGAAGGAAGAAUCCGAGUCUGAGGACGACGAUAUGGGCUUCGGUCUGUUUGAGUAGGCGCGCAGCAGCUGAUUCCGGGGGAUGGAUGUACAAAAUAAGACUUUUUUGUAUCCUGACCAGGUCAUCAGACUUUUAAGAUUUAUUUCCGUGAAAUAAAUGGAAAAGAUCCCAAAAAA
Messenger RNA from Lutzomyia longipalpis, 587 nucleotides. It is a transcript of the gene RpLP2, whose product is annotated as 60S acidic ribosomal protein P2. Gene Ontology annotation, molecular function: structural constituent of ribosome. The record is from RefSeq and is a predicted model, not a curated record. Lineage: Eukaryota; Metazoa; Arthropoda; Insecta; Diptera; Psychodidae. Bases 130 to 468 code for a protein of 112 amino acids. Gene Ontology annotation, biological process: cytoplasmic translational elongation. Gene Ontology annotation, cellular component: ribosome; cytosolic large ribosomal subunit. The transcript is spliced from 4 exons.